AUGGAGCAACCGUUGUUCCGCAACUCGUCCUCGGCGCGGACUGAGUUGUUUGCCAAGCUUAAACCAUGUUGUGUGGAGAUCAGCAAGCUUGUGAUGCGGCCGUCCGCGGCACCAUCGCAAGCCAACCAGUUGCUGCAGUUGACGGAUCGACUCUACUCCAUCCUUAAUGGACAGGUCAGCUAUGACGCCUCGGCUGUGGAUGCAAAGAUUGCAGAAUAUGUUUUCUUCCCGCUGUCGUUCGUCUUCAAGAAUAAGGAGGAUCACUCUGCCCGAGUGCUAGAAAACGCCAUCAAGUGUCUGCGGAUUUUGAUUCAGUAUGGCUGGCGAUCUACCAUCUCUACGAGUCUGACUCAACAGCUACUCAUACUUCUCACAUUCAUCAUCGCCGGCGUUCCUGGCCAGCAGAGGACUUCGCCGCCGCCGGAAGAGACGGUCCUUGAAUGCUACAGGUCUCUUGCUGUCUUGAUCAGAGAGGCAUGUCUGUCAAGCUCCGUAUCAGAAUCCCUGGUUGACUCCAGUGGUCUACCAAGUCUAGGCCACACCGUAACUGUCAUUUUGGAUGGCAGCACGGAUGGAAUGACUGCAGAUAUCCAGCUUGCGGCACUCGAUGCCCUGAGGACUCUCUUUGUCUCGAUGAAAGACCGUGCUGCACUUGCAUCCUUCCUCCCAGGCAGUGUGUCGACUCUGUCCAAACUUCUCUCGCCACCUGCGUCACUCAAGCUUCAGAAACGUGUGCUCUGUUACGGAGCAAGAGUCUUUGGGGACGUUCUGACCAGGGUGCUAGGCGACAUACACAAUAGAGAUGCGCUGAGGCAGCUCACCUCAGACACGACCGGGGAGGGAAAAGACGGCGAGCUGUCUGGGACAGAGCUAUCUGCGUCUUGGCUCAAAGCUACAUCCGCUCAAGUCAGGAUGGCGCUCGCCAUGGUGCUCAAGUUACGAUCCCACGAGUCGGAUAAUGUUCGGAAUGCCGUUGAGAGGCUUGCUCUAUCCCUCUUAGACGAAUGUCAUGCGUCUUUGGCUGACUGCACAGUAUUUCUCGUCGAGACGGCCAUUUUUACCUGGAAAGAAGAAGAUGAUUCAACUGAUCUAUCGGGGGGUCCAAAGCAUACCGCUUCAAGCAUUCGUGACUCUGCUCUGCCAGAAAGCGUAGCGGUUCAAACUACCUUGCAGGACCUGGCCAUGAUAUACCCGGAACUUCAAGAUGCUAUCAAGACCGUGGUACAUAAUAUGAUUACCAGCAUGCCCAGAAUCAUGCAAACUUCAGACGAAAAAAUUAAGCAGCAGUGCAUAUUUGCACUCUCUCGAGGGCAGCGAAUAGUGAAAGUCCUGAAUAUUGACUCGUCCCUGUUGCAUGAAGCACUGUCCUCGGCUCUGAGAGACAGCAUUGUGGCUUUGACCUCAAGCAAAAAACAACUGAACGUCGUGGCCGACGCUGAAUUUGAAGGGGAGAUGAGUGUCAACCCCACAGACUUGGUUACACGGCCGGGUGAAACGCGAACAUUCAAGCCCAUCAUGCUGGCGCAUGGGAGUCAAGCAGGUACACGUGAUGCCUUCCUCAGGUUGGUUUCCGGUAUUGGCUCGCCAUCUCAGCAGGCAGAUCUGGCUACCGACAUGAUCAGUCUGGCAAGGGAUUUGUCAGGAAUAGAUCAGGUCACAGCCUUAUGGCUAGCGUUUGAGUUGCUGAAAGUAGCACUAGCCAAGAACGAGCAGGACGAGCAGUUCUUUGACUUUUCCGGCACCAUGUCAACAAAUGAGCCUACCGAAGUCUUCCAAGAGCUCUAUCAGCUCUCUGUCUUGAUGCUGACAUCACAUACUGACAGUCUCGAAGUCGACUGGAGACUGGAGGCCAUAGCUAUUGAGGUUACGACUUUUGCCGCCUCUCAAAUGGGGGUUUCAUUCAGGCCAGAGCUCAUUGAUACUCUCUACCCUAUAGCAACCUACCUGGGCUCACAAAAUACCCAGCUAAGGCUUCACGCGAUGACAGCGCUUGGCUUGAUUGCGUCAGCGUGUGGAUAUCAGGAUGUGUCCGAGUUGAUUGUUGACAAUGCCGAUUACAUGGUCAACUCGGUAUCUCUGCGCCUGACUUCGAUGGAUGUUACACCGGCGUCACUCCAAGUACUGAGGAUGAUGGUGAGGCUGACGGGGCCGAAGCUGUUGCCUUUCCUAGACGACACAGUAGCCGCCAUUUUUGCUGCUCUUGAUAAUUAUCAUGGGUACCCCGCCUUCGUCGAGCGAUUGUUUUCUGUACUCUCAGAGGUGGUGCAGCAGGGUGUCAAGUCUGACGUGCUCUUGCUUGAAUCGAAGGAAUCCAAAAGUCUUGACCACAGGAAAAGAUCAAUGGCAGCAGCAACCAUCAAUGAUAUUGAAUCAGAAGUGAAAGAGAGGAUUGCAAAGAAACAGAAGAGGAGAAAGGAGAAAGAGGAUCUUCUUCCAGGCGUUAGAGCCAAACAUCCUCAGAAGCCGUGGACUUCUGAAGCAAAACAGCUUCUAGACGAAAGGGAGAGGAAGAUGAAAGCCGAUGAUGAGGAGAAAGCAGAAGACACAGGGUCAGGCGGUGAGGUCGAGAAACCAAAGCCGGUCCGUACGCCAACAUAUGAACUGCUGUCACGAGUUACGACCUUGACGCAAUAUUAUUUAACAUCACCAACUCCGACUUUGCGAAAAUCGUUACUGGAUCUUCUCUCUACAAUUACUCCAUCUAUGGCCCUGGAUGAGGAUGCAUUUCUACCCAUGGUCAACUCUCUUUGGCCGGUCGUCAUCUCGCGCCUUCGCGACGGGGAGCCAUUUGUUGUGGCUGCAGCUUGCAGAGCCAUUGCGGCGCUUGCACAAGGGUCUGGGGACUUCCUGGCCUCGAGGAUCAAGACUGAGUGGUGGGACUCGAUGUCCAGGUGGUGCCAAAAGGCAAAGCAGAAUGCCAAGACUGGUGCGACAGGAAAUGGUGGGAGAAGUGGAAAGAGCAACAAUUCUGUUCCCAUUCACUCCGGUCGAAAUAUAGGCAGACUCAACAUGGCCUUGGUUGGCAAUGAAGUUGUGCUGCCACACCGUCCACAGGGCAGUAGUAGACCUGGCAGCGGCGGUGUUGAUACUGAAAAGUAUUCAGACGGCGGACUGGGAAGGUUUGCGCAGGCAUCACAAGUAUGGGAGGCCACCGUCGACAUGCUCGUUGCACUGGUCUCCUUUGUCAGGCUGGAUGACGAGGUUUUUGACCAAAUACUGGAACUGCUCGCCGACGAGCUCGAGAGCAAUUCAGUUGCUCGCAAAGCACUCGAGGUGGUCAAUGCGGAUGCGGUUUGGCUGGCUAGAUUUGAACGUGGCUCGCUGACACAAGAUCUCAGUGUACCAGUCAUGGACGGAAUCAGGUUUGCUGCUUUGGCAUAA
Messenger RNA from Pyricularia oryzae 70-15, 3381 nucleotides. RefSeq lists its product as uncharacterized. The transcript has 2 exons. NCBI's taxonomy places the organism in Eukaryota, Fungi, Ascomycota, Sordariomycetes, Magnaporthales, Pyriculariaceae. Bases 1 to 3381 code for a protein of 1126 amino acids. Gene Ontology annotation, cellular component: cytoplasm. Gene Ontology annotation, biological process: chromatin remodeling. The record is from RefSeq and is a predicted model, not a curated record.